Pectinophora gossypiella (pink bollworm) is the source of this 2159-nucleotide messenger RNA. RefSeq names its product facilitated trehalose transporter Tret1-like. Lineage: Eukaryota; Metazoa; Arthropoda; Insecta; Lepidoptera; Gelechiidae. The transcript is spliced from 9 exons. The record is from RefSeq and is a predicted model, not a curated record. Gene Ontology annotation, cellular component: membrane. Gene Ontology annotation, molecular function: transmembrane transporter activity. Bases 226 to 1614 code for a protein of 462 amino acids. Gene Ontology annotation, biological process: transmembrane transport.
UCUACUACCGCCGGCAGAGGACGCCGGUCCUCAUUCACCUUUGACAAUUAUUCAAAUAUUUUAAAUUCACACUUUGUAAUUCGAAUUUCAUACAACAAUUCAUUGAAUGUGUAUUGAAAUUCACCAACCCGACUGUGAUUCGCUGCGGCUGUCGGACACGCGCGAAGGAUAGUUGGUGCAUCUAUUCAAAUUGUGCUUUGUAUUUGAAUUGGCCUAUCUCGCGCCAUGAUCAAAAUUACUCCGGCCUUUUUGAAACAGCUAUGGCUGACCCUCAGUGCGUCUCUGGCGUUCCUGAUCAUUGGCUUGGUGCGAGGGUACUCUUCUUCCUCCAUACCCUCCAUUGAGAAGUACGACCCCAACAUCAUACAGUCUAGUGAACAGAAAUCAUGGAUCGGAGCGAUACCACCUCUAGGUGCGUUCGUGGGCAGCCUGCUGUCGGGUCAGCUGAUGCAGCGGGCCGGCCGGCGGCGCACGCUCUUGUUGACCGCGCCCAUGUGGGCGGCGGGGUGGCUCCUCCUGGGCUUCGCCAAACAUCUGCCACUGGUGCUACUUGGUAGAGCCAUGACGGGGCUCUGUGUCGGCUUCGUGCUUGCUCCUGUACAGGUUUAUGUGAGCGAGUGCUGCGACCCAGAGAUCCGCGGGCGGCUGGGCUCUCUGCCCACCCUGUCGAUGUCUUUGGGCAUCUUGAUCUCCUACACCGCUGGAAACUGGCUCUACUGGCGGUACCUCGCGUUCUUCUCCGCUGUCUUCUGUGGAGCCCUCUUUAUGGCGCUGCUACCGCUACCAGAGUCCCCGGUGUGGUUGGAGGCACGGGGCGAAGGCUCAGCCGCCGCCGUCAAAUGGCUGCACCUUUCCGCACGUGCCACCGCCGUUGUAGAAGAUGAUGAUAAUCCAAAAUCAGAGAAGUCUCCUGAAGUCCCGAGCCUGUUCACGCGGCGCGUGUUCUUCUCGUCUGCAGUGCUGAAGCCGUUGGUGGUGGGGUUCGCGCUGCUCUUCUUCCAGCAGUUCAGCGGCAUCGACGCUGUUAUCUUUUUCACCGUCGAAAUCUUUCAGAACUCUGGCAGCAAACUGGACGCGAUGACAGCCACCAUAAUAGUGGGUUUGGUGCAGUUGCUUAGCAACGCGGUGAGCACGCUGCUCGUAGACACGGCUGGCAGGCGACCGCUGUUGCUUCUGUCUGCAGCUGUCAUGUGCGCCUCUAUGCUGGCUAUGGGCGCCGCGUUCUACUUCGAGUUUGAGCACGAGACCUGGCUUGGGUAUCUGCCAAUAGCAUCACUAGUAGUAUUCAUGGUGGGGUUCUCGCUGGGGUUCGGCGGGUUGCCGUUCCUGCUGCUCGGCGAGCUGUUUCCGGCGCACCACCGCGAGCAGCUGUCCGCGCUCGCCAGCGCCGUCAACCUGCUCUCCAUGUUCACCGUCAUCAAGUCCUACCAUGCUCUUGAUAAUUUCUUAACACCAGCGGGAACAUUCUGGAUGUAUGCAUGUUUCUGUGCGAUCGCAUUCUUUUUCGUGCUGUUUGCAGUGCCUGAGACUAAAGGCAAGUCACUGGCUGAAAUAGAAGAACACUUUCGAGGAAAAAAGAAAUCUCAAUCUAUACAAAUAUCUACAAUUUCAUAAGAAAUACAAUAAAAUUAUAGGCAACGUUAUCGGUUGAAGAACGAAGGACGAUAAUAACAAUUUUUAAAAAAGAUCCCUAUCCAUCCAUAGGGAAGGCCCGUGCCCCAGCAGUGGGGAUGUUAAUGGCCUGGUGAUGAAAAAUCAUCAGAUGAAAAAAAAUGGAUAGUUAAAUCGAUAUUCUUUUAAAAUUAAGACAAAAAUAUAGUCCAUGCUAAAAGUGCCAUAUUUUAUGGUUCGAUUUUUCUCUGACGUACUACGUAUUACAUCGGGUUCAAUAAUAAACACCUAAUUAGUUUUAGACAGACUGUCUGUGAUCACCAGUUAGUAAGUAGAUCUAGGCUGUGUUCAUCGUGUAUGUAAACUGAAAUUAUUAUGUUUUAAUUUAAUAUAAGUCCCCGAUUCAAGAUUACGUAAAUUAUGCAAUGAAUUACUUACGUAAUUUAUUAAUAACUGUAUUUAAAAUUUACGUAGUUUUUAUUAGAGAAAAUUUAUAUAUUACGUAUGUGUUAGUAAUUAUUAGUAAAAAUUGUAAGAUAAUUAAAGGG